This is a messenger RNA of Ruditapes philippinarum (Manila clam), 1282 nucleotides long. RefSeq names its product negative elongation factor E-like. Gene Ontology annotation, molecular function: RNA binding. Gene Ontology annotation, biological process: negative regulation of transcription elongation by RNA polymerase II. The record is from RefSeq and is a predicted model, not a curated record. Gene Ontology annotation, cellular component: NELF complex. Lineage: Eukaryota; Metazoa; Mollusca; Bivalvia; Venerida; Veneridae.
AACAUAAAUUUACCUCCAAAUCUGACUGAAGAGGAAGAAAUUCUUCGACAGAAAUAUGCAAGACUACGUAAAAAGAAAAAGCAGUUGCAAGCAUUGAAGACAGUCAAACCAGAGAGGGAACCAGUUAAAGAAAAGCCAGUGAAAAGACCACAUGAGUCAGCAGAAGAUGCUAAAGAACAGGCUAAAAAGCUGGUCAUGUCUGGGGCUAUUAAACUGAGUGACAAGAAAGAGAAGCAGGGAUUUAAGAGAUCUCGAAACCUUGAGAAGAAACUACAAGACCCAGAGAAAUUACCUGCCACACCUGCCACUGUUGGCUUCCAGCCAUUUGCUGCUUCACACCCAGAUGACGAGGAGAGAGUCGAAAGAGAAGAUAGGAGACCAAGGCACCAGCGUGUACGUGGGUUAUAUGAUAAUUUUGUUCGUAGUGAGAGACCACCGGAACGUCCGGACAGAAUUUCUGAAAGACCAGAGAGAGGUAUUGAAAGAGAGGACAGAAGAGAUGAGAGAGAUAGACGUGAGAGAUCAGACAGACCUGAUAGGGAACCUCUUCCUAAAAAAGGUAACACUGUGUAUGUUCAUGGUCAUGGUGUGAAUGAGGAAUUACUGAGGAAGGCCUUCCAUAACUUUGGUAAUAUUGUCAACAUAUCCAUGGAGAAAGAAAGGAAUUGUGGUUUUGUGACCUUUGACAAAAUGGACUGUGCAGAUAUGGCCAUACAAGAGGUAGAUGGCGCUAUGAUUGAAAGUGUUCAGUUACGUGUUUCCAUGGCGAGAAGACAACCAUCAUUUGACAGUACCAGCCAAGAUCCAUCCAGCACUUCAUGGGCAUCUCUAGCCAGUAACAAUUCACAGAAAGGUUCUCACAAAGAUAAAAGAGAUGUAGUGGAGUACGAGGAGGACAUGUUUUGAUAAAACACUUGUUUGUUAUGGGAGAUUAAUAAACAUUUACAGAAAGAGAAAUUAAUUUGUUUUUAACAUGUUUAAGAUCAGAAUGAAAAACGCCGAACGUUUAUCAUACUUGCGACUGAUAUUCACCUAAUGACAUGGAAUUGUUUGGUAAAUGUCGUUUUUGAUUUCAAAACGCUUGUAACUCAGUGUUCAAAUUCCACAAGAGAUUUUGGAUUUUUCAUGUGAGGAAGCUAUCCAGCUAGCUUUUCUAACGUUGGGUGCCAGCAUGGAGGAGAAGUUAUGGUCCUUCUUCACCAAAUAGCUGGAACAUCAUGAUAUGACCUUUACAGUGUUGAUUGGACUUUAAACCAUAUAGGAAAAAAGCAAAAAAGAAAAA